This is a messenger RNA of Gastrolobium bilobum, 1639 nucleotides long. Its product is annotated as actin-97-like. Lineage: Eukaryota; Viridiplantae; Streptophyta; Magnoliopsida; Fabales; Fabaceae. Bases 167 to 1300 code for a protein of 377 amino acids. The transcript is spliced from 5 exons. Gene Ontology annotation, cellular component: cytoplasm. The record is from RefSeq and is a predicted model, not a curated record.
ACACCAUAAGAAUCGAACGGUCAGCAUGGCAUCUGUUGCUUUUUUAUAUUGAAACUCAUUCUUCAUCCUCAUUUGGUCUCUCUUCUUCUCCUCUUACCUCUGUGCAUUCUCUUCAGCUCUUUGCCUUCCAUCACUUUUGGCAUUUCCCUUUCCAAGAUAGUAGAAGAUGGCAGAAGCUGAGGAUAUUCAACCUCUUGUUUGUGACAAUGGAACAGGAAUGGUUAAGGCUGGAUUUGCUGGAGAUGAUGCCCCACGUGCUGUGUUUCCCAGCAUUGUAGGUCGUCCUCGUCACACUGGUGUGAUGGUUGGCAUGGGCCAAAAAGAUGCAUAUGUUGGUGAUGAGGCACAGUCUAAGCGUGGUAUUUUGACUCUCAAGUACCCCAUUGAACAUGGAAUUGUGAGCAAUUGGGAUGAUAUGGAAAAGAUUUGGCAUCAUACCUUCUAUAAUGAGCUUCGUGUUGCCCCAGAAGAGCAUCCAGUUCUGCUAACUGAGGCUCCUCUUAACCCCAAGGCUAACCGUGAGAAGAUGACCCAAAUCAUGUUUGAGACUUUUAAUACCCCUGCUAUGUAUGUAGCCAUUCAAGCUGUUCUUUCACUUUAUGCAAGUGGUCGUACAACUGGUAUUGUGCUGGAUUCUGGUGAUGGUGUCAGCCACACUGUACCUAUCUAUGAGGGUUAUGCCCUCCCACAUGCCAUCCUUCGUCUUGACUUGGCUGGUCGUGACCUAACUGAUUUCUUGAUGAAAAUUUUGACUGAACGUGGGUAUUCUUUUACCACCUCAGCAGAGCGUGAGAUUGUGAGGGAUGUGAAAGAAAAGCUGGCUUACAUUGCCCUUGACUAUGAGAAAGAGCUGGAGACAGCCAAGACCAGCUCUUCCGUUGAGAAGAGCUACGAGUUGCCCGAUGGUCAGGUAAUCACUAUUGGUGAUGAGCGUUUCAGAUGUCCAGAGGUUCUGUACCAACCAUCCAUGAUAGGAAUGGAAGCAGCAGGCAUUCAUGAGACAACAUACAACUCCAUAAUGAAAUGUGAUGUUGAUAUCAGGAAAGACCUGUAUGGUAACAUUGUCCUUUCAGGAGGAACAACCAUGUUCCCAGGCAUUGCUGAUAGAAUGAGCAAGGAAAUUUCUGCAUUAGCUCCCAGCAGCAUGAAGAUUAAGGUGGUUGCGCCACCUGAGAGAAAAUACAGUGUCUGGAUUGGUGGUUCUAUCUUGGCAUCCCUUAGCACCUUCCAGCAGAUGUGGAUUGCAAAGGCAGAAUAUGAUGAGUCUGGACCAUCAAUUGUGCACAGAAAAUGCUUCUAAAACUGUUUUGAGAAAUAGGGUUAUUGAAGGGAAAGAAAGACUACUGUUAUGAUUCCUUGGGAAGCAGUGCAGCUUGAAACCCUUUCAUUCUAGCUUUUGUUAUCCGUUGAUGUUAUUAUUAUUUAUGUUGGGAGUGAUGAUUUGCAGAAGGCGAGGAGUUGUUUUUUGUUUUUUUCUUUUCUUUUCUUUUCAAAAUGGUCCAGUUCUUUUCUCUAUUUAUAAGUUUUUGACUGGUUCAUUCUGCCUAUGAAUUAGCUGGGAUUAUUAAACUACUCGUGUGCCCUUGAAUUUAUAUGCAAAAUUAUAGUCCUUGAUCUCCUUGAGUUACAAAUUUAACUU